This is a messenger RNA of Cooperia oncophora, 372 nucleotides long. The record is from the annotation of a GenBank genome assembly. NCBI's taxonomy places the organism in Eukaryota, Metazoa, Nematoda, Chromadorea, Rhabditida, Trichostrongylidae.
AUGGAUAGUGGUUCAUUGCUCGUGGGUUUGAAAUCGGAAAACAGCGUUUAUGUGAAGGAUUUGUUGAAGUCUGUGGAUUCCUCUAUGUGGCCAGUCGAAACUCUCAUCCCAUUCGUACUGAAGGAGGCGUUGCGGUCUCCCAAGAAUCACACUGACCUCAUCUACAUCGAGAAAUGUUUUAGGAUGUUCACUGCUCUGCGACGAUUACAAGAGCUGCAAAAAAGAGAGGCAGUCGAACUGCAUAAGAUGUCCUUGCUCAUAGAAAGCAUAAGUGCCAUGUUGAAAUACAAGAAUGUCAACGAUGUGGACAAGUUGGGCGAUUACGUGAUGCGAAAAUUCCAGCUGAUUGUGAUACCGUUUCCUGUACUCUGA